Molecule: messenger RNA, 3511 nt
Organism: Lactuca saligna
Lineage: Eukaryota; Viridiplantae; Streptophyta; Magnoliopsida; Asterales; Asteraceae
Source: the annotation of a GenBank genome assembly
UCGCCUUCGUCUUUGAUUUCAUCUUUGCAGAAUGAGGUCGUUGUCGUCUUUCGUGAAGUUUUACACUCUCACAUAUGGACAGCUUUAUUCCCAUUCUCUCUCUUCUACAACCAUGGCCGUUUCUCUCUCACCUUAACUCCUCGAAACCCUCUUUUCAAUUCCAGUUUGUAAGUCAACAUGGGGGCAAUUGUCACCGGAGAUCGGUAUCUCGAAUCGCUAGUGAAGUUCGUCGAGAAGCAGGCUGGUCCGUUGAUCGAAGGAACCCUUGUAUUGAAGUUGAAUCCGGUUGGGCUUCACUAUGUUCAAUCCCGGCUCGAAUCGUUGGCGGAGCUUGAGAGGCUCCUCGCCGGAGCUCCUGUUGAUUACCUCCGUGCCUAUGUCUCUGACCUUGGUGAUCACCGGGCGCUUGAACAGCUCCGACGGAUCCUACGGAUACUUACAUCACUCAAAGUUAUUUCUGUAUUACCACCGCCUUCCUGUAGAGACCCGACGCCUCUCUGUUUGCUGCCUUUUAGUCGCCUGAAGGUUCUCGAACUUCGUGGAUGCGAUCUCUCCACCUCUGCUGCUCGAGGUCUUCUUGAACUUAGGCACACUCUGGAGAAGAUUAUCUGUCAUAACUCAACUGAUGCUCUUCGACAUGUUUUUGCUAGUAGAAUUGCUGAGAUAGAGCAUUCUCCUCAGUGGAAGCGAUUGUCAUUCGUUUCUUGUGCUUAUAAUGGCUUGGUUUUAAUGGAUGAUUCCCUGCGACUCCUUCCUGUUGUUGAAACACUUGAUCUAAGCCGGAACAAGUUUACCAAAGUGGAUAAUCUUUUGAGAUGUAGCAAGCUGAAGCACCUAGACCUCGGUUUCAAUCAACUGAGAACAAUUUCAUCAUUUAGUAAGGUUACAUGUCAGAUUGUGAAACUAGUAUUGAGGAAUAAUGCUCUUACUACUAUGCGUGGGGUUGAGAAUCUAAAAUCACUUGAAGGGCUUGAUCUUUCCUACAAUAUCAUUUCUAGCUUUUCAGAGCUGGAAUUCCUAGCAGCUCUUCCAUCACUGAAGACUUUGUGGUUAGAAGGAAAUCCAGUAUGUUCUGCUAGCUGGUAUAGACCACAAGUUUAUAGCUUCUUCACUGAUCCAGAAAAGUUGAUAUUGGAUGACAAAAAGAUCUCAACUAGAGAAGUCUGGAAACGACAGAUCAUCAUUGCCAGUAGGCAAAAGCAACCAGCUAGCUUUGGAUUUUAUUCCCCAGCCAAAGAUGAAGCUGAAACAGAAGCAAGUGUUCACAACAAAAUGAAGAAACUAUCGCGUGUUGCCAGUAUUGAAAGUGAAAUGGCAAGCACAGAAUCAUCUUCUGAUCAUGAAUCGAUAAUUUAUGAGGAUGAGGAACAAGGCAAACAGGAGAACACUAAUUUAAAUAAAGGAGCUGAAAUUGAUGAUUUCAUGAACAAAAUCGAGUUCAUGAAAAAACAAAGAUCUGCUUCAUGGCUAGAGGAGUUUCAAAAGUGGAUGAAUCCUGUUUCUAGUGAUCAUAUAAAGGCUAAUCAUGUGCCAAGUGGGCUUCCUUUGAUUCCUGAAAAAGAGAAAGAUUCAAGAAAGAAAAGAAGAGUAAAACAAUUUGGUAAAAAAACAAGAUACAUAUCUGCUUCUGCUGAUGUUUUUGAAGAACACCGAAUGGAGCUUCCAGUGUCUUAUUAUCCAUAUGAUGAUUUGUCUAUCGAUACUGUUUCUGAACAAUACCCUGAAACAGAAUCAAAUUAUCUUGCUGAUGAAGAUGCAUCUAUUUCAAGUCAUAUGAAAUAUGAUAAAAAGGUUAAUAAUGAGGUUUCUAAAAACAUCAGAUCUUUAAAAGACAAGGGGGCAAUGGCUAGUUCAGACAAUGGUUUCAAAGUUGAAGGACCUGAAAUGACAAGUUCAAAUAGUAGCUUCAUUCCUUUGGAAUCUGUUGAUGAUGUCAUCGAUGCUCCUCGUUCACCUCCUCAUUAUCAAGAAGACAUUCUGCAUCGACGCCAUAAUUUGGAAGAAGAGUUUCUGCAGCUAUCUGUUGAGUCUUUUUCAGUGGUGUCUUCAGAUAGCUAUUCAAGUGAUAGUGGAGAUGAUUCUGUUGAAAUUGAUUCAACAACUGAUAAUGAUUUUUCAAAAAGUAUGGAUAGUUUAUCAUUCAUCCCUACUUCUGAAGAUCAUGUGUUUCAGUUUACAGAAAACGGGUCGUGUUCUUUAAACAACAAUUAUGAAGGAAGUAGUGUUAAUGAUGGUGAAAUAGUUGGUUUAGUGAAGCAAGAAGCCGAUUGGUUGGAGAAGAAAAUGUCAAAAAGAAAACCAAAGCCAAGAAUUGUUUCACUAACACAAACACAAACACAAACAGAUGAUAAUGAAUUGAAGUAUAGCCAAGAGGCUGAUAUGAGUGAUUUCCAAAUGGUUACUGAAAAAAAUCUAUCAGGGCUUGAGACAGAAGAAUUUAUCUUGAAGAACUUUGAAGUGGAUCUUUCGGAAUUUGGAAUUGAAGAAACAUGUAGCCAACAUGUGUCUUGCAAUUGUUUGCUUGAGGAUCCAUCUGGAAGCAGCAAAAGUGGUGUGGCAUUAUUACUGAGCUGUGAAUUGAAGCUAUACAUCCUGCUUCUCAAUGGGCGACACCAUGGGUCAGGGUCUAGUGCAAGUCUAGUCGGUUGCCUUGGGACUGAAGAUAUCAAAGAGGUUUUAGUAGGUUUAGGGCUUCAAGCUGUGAGGGUGUAUGCGAAACGAGGGGCAAGGUAUACGUUCAUAACAAGGAGUAUAGAGAAAUCAAGGCUGCUUGUAUCUAUAUUAGAAGUCUUUCAUUCAAAUGUUAAAAAGAAAGGCUUUCCUCUCAUAAGUUUGGAUAAGAUCCAGGUUGCCUUGUUUGAGAGAGAUGUCUGUGGGGGGUCAAAAACAAACAUCCUUCAAUAUUCCAUGGUGCUAUUCUGGAACAACACUUUCAAAGAAGAUGAAUGGUUUUCAAGAUCAUUAUUUGUUCUUGGAGAACAUAUGCUUGUGUGCAUCGAAGACAUCUCACAAUUCGGAUUUGAUUCACAAGAUACCUUUGCCCCAUAUUUCUCACUUGAUACUUGCUCUUCUCUUAUCAAUGCAUUAGAAAUGGUGAUUGAAACAAAAGAGAGGUGUUGUGUGACAUUAUCUCUAAAAUCCGUAACAUCCGUGUUUUCCCCUCGGGAUGUAUCCCGAAAAUCGGUCAACGCGGUCCCCGUGACAUGGAAGCUGAGGUGGAUAAGUGAAGACGGUUUGUUAAAAUUUGUUGCGCUUGUGAAGGCGCUCCAUGCCGGAGUGGGGCCCACAUCGAGUAUUACCAUAAGAUACACAUCUUGAAAAACUUGGUCAAAGGGUUCCAGCCUCAGCAGACACAGUGUGAGAGUUGAACAGGGUAGCCCAGAUAAUGGGUUGGUGGAAGAAUAACUCUUGUUUUUUUUUUUGAAAGUUGGAAGGACGUUAGUUGUUGUUUAGGUUAUGUUGUUUUGUACAGAAUAAAUGUGUACAGUUUAGUGUUAGAAAUGGAUUGGAU